Molecule: messenger RNA, 1107 nt
Organism: Choloepus didactylus (southern two-toed sloth)
Lineage: Eukaryota; Metazoa; Chordata; Mammalia; Pilosa; Megalonychidae
Gene: ATP6V0C
Product: ATPase H+ transporting V0 subunit c
Exons: 3
Coding region: 134-601 (155 amino acids)
Biological process (GO): proton transmembrane transport
Cellular component (GO): proton-transporting V-type ATPase, V0 domain
Molecular function (GO): proton-transporting ATPase activity, rotational mechanism
Source: RefSeq, a predicted model, not a curated record
GGUAUUUAGAGCGCAGCGGCUGAGGGGCCCGGUCGCCUUCGCCGCCGCCGCCGCUGUCCGCCCGCUGUUGCGUCGCCCGCCCGCCCUCGCCCCUGCCUCGGCCGCCGAGCUCGCCCCCAGCCCCGCCGCAGACAUGUCCGAGUCCCGGAGCAACCCCGAGUACUCCGCCUUCUUCGCCGUCAUGGGCGCCUCGGCCGCCAUGGUCUUCAGCGCCCUGGGCGCUGCCUACGGCACGGCCAAGAGCGGCACUGGCAUAGCGGCCAUGUCUGUCAUGCGGCCAGAGCUGAUCAUGAAGUCCAUCAUCCCCGUGGUCAUGGCUGGCAUCAUCGCCAUCUACGGCCUUGUGGUGGCCGUCCUUAUCGCCAACUCGCUGACAGAGGGCAUCUCCCUCUUCAGGAGUUUCCUGCAACUGGGGGCCGGCUUGAGCGUGGGCCUGAGUGGCCUGGCAGCCGGCUUUGCCAUUGGCAUCGUGGGGGACGCCGGUGUACGGGGCACUGCCCAGCAGCCCCGGCUCUUCGUGGGCAUGAUCCUCAUCCUGAUCUUUGCCGAGGUGCUGGGCCUCUAUGGCCUCAUCGUUGCCCUCAUUCUCUCCACCAAGUAGCACCACCCCGGCCCUCCGGCCCGAGAAUCUGAUGUAAAGACCACCCCCCUCAUUCCAGAAGAGCAGCCUGACUCGCACGCCCGUGGCAGCCAACCCCCCAGUAGCUGGUCUUGUACAUGCACCGUGUCUUAGUGCCCGUGGUCUGUCAUUCCCAGCCUUGCCCCCGCCCGCCCCGCGUGUGGACAUCGGGCCCAGUUGUCCCUGCCAGGGCCUGGCCAGCGAGACGCAGGCCCCCCCUGGCCAACCCCCCCCCCCCCGAGUGGUCUGUGCAUACGGAUGAAUUAGAGCUGUCACUGUUCUCUUCACUGGAUGUUUAUUUAUAAAAGAUCUGACCUGUUCAUGCGUCUGUGGAGCAGCCCUCGCCUCCCGCCCAUGUAGAAACCUUUUAGAGUGUUGCCUGUGGGUUGCUGUGUGACGCUCCCUGGAUGUAGCGGCCCUGCCCUCCUCUCCGGGCGCCCGGGCCUGCGCGGGAGCCGUGUCCAAUAAAGUCCUCGGAUGUGACCGGA